AAGGCAGGUACCAUUGUUGCACAAACAAUGGAUAUAUCUCAAGCAAAGCUAGCAAGAUUUAAUAGAAAGCAGUACCAACAUAAGCAAUCCAGCAAUAAGAAUGUUGAAUCUAAAGGAAAUGUUAGAGCAAGGAAGGUCUCACAAAGAAAGAUUGCAAUGUUUGAUGGAAUGAGUUCAAUGACACAAGAUUCAAGUUUAUCUCAUUCAAAUUUAGAGAAUGUCCAGCCACUGGACAUAAAUCCCAGUGUUCAACCACUGGAGAUAAAUCCCAACUACACCCUUAUAAGCGGUUCAAUUGCUAAGAGGAAAGCGGAUAGGAUUCCUCUAUCACCUUUGAAUCCAAGUUCUACUAUGACUCAAAACAUAUCUCAAGAUUUGAACUUAACCGUUCAAUCAAAAAGAAUCCGAACUCCAAAUCCCAAGUACUUUUCUCCUACAUCGUGUUUCAUUAACACUCUCACAGAAGAUACAUACAAUACUCCAAAAUCAACACGACGGAGUGAAUACCAAAAAGGAUCUAAUUCAGCUUCUGAUAAAGUUACCAAUUCAGCUUAUUCAAAUGUUAUCAAUCCUACUUUUGAAAAUGAUCAGGGAAAAUUCUCAAGGAAAGUUCCACUACAAAAUAAAUACAUUGGUGUUCAAAGAUUAGAUUUUGAGAAUGUCACACAAGGGUCUUCUGAAGUAAUAGAUGAACUUGAUGAUUUCAAAUCAACAUUCUAUGCAACUUCUGAAACCGAAGCUAUCGUUAAUUUUGGGCUUCCGGAAUUUACAUGCACAAAGUGCUAUGCUGAACUGUGGUAUGAGGAAAGAUCAGAAAAAACAAGAACUGGAAAUCAAAUUGAGUUUUCUAUUUGCUGUCAAAAAGGAGAAGUGAAACUACCUCUUUUAAAAAGACCUCCAAAACUAUUGCUAGAUUUAAUAAAUGGUCAUGAUCGAAGGAGCAGUAACUUUAAGGAGAACAUUAGAGCUUACAAUAGCAUGUUUGCGUUCACUUCAAUGGGUGGUCAAAUAAACGAUAACAUCAACGAUGGCAGCGGACCUCCUCAAUUUAUAUUAGGUGGUCAAAAUUACCAUAGAAUUGGUUCUUUAUUACCCGAGGCAGGAACCACUCCAAAGUUUGCACAGCUGUAUGUAUUUGAUACACAAAAUGAAGUUAAUAAUAGAGCUAAAGCUUUCAGCUCUGAUAAUAAAAAUACAAAGAAAGAUGCAAUUGAUCUUACUUUAGUUAAAGACCUCCAAGAUAUGAUAUAUAGUUGUAAUCCACUUGCACAAGCUUAUAGGAAAGUCAAAGAUGCAUUUGAAUCCGGCAGUGAGCAUCAUUUUUCAUUAAGAUUAUAUCGAAAUCGUGAAAAAGAUUCGAGGAUGCAUAAUAUUCCUACAGCUGAUGAGGUGGCAGGUUUGAUAGUAGGAGAUUUUGAAGAUUCUGAUAUUGGAAGAGAUGUCAUUAUCAAUGAAAGGAAAUAUGGAUUGACUAGGAUUCAUGAAACUCAUGUGUUGUUCUUGCCUCUUCAAUAUCCCUUAAUCUUUCCGCGUGGUGAAAAUGGUUGGGAACCAAAUAUUCCACGUUAUUUUGAACAAGAAGUAAAUAAGGAAAAGAAAAGAGAAAGAGUUACAAUCAGAGAAUUUGUUGCUUUUCGACUUCAAGAAAGAAAAAUGGAAUUUGGCAACAUUUUGUCUGCUAAAAGGUUGUUGCAACAGUUUGUUGUUGAUGCUUACACCAUGUUAGAAGCCCAGCGUCUGUCAUUCAUAAGAGAAAACCAAUCUAAAAUUCGCCAGGAUGUUCUUAGUGGUCUACAAGAAGCUGUUGAUAGGGGUGAUGUAGAUGCUUCAUUAGUAGGGAAGCGUAUUAUUAUACCAGAUUCUUUCACCGGAGGUCCAAGAUAUAUGUUCAACAAUAGUCAGGAUGCAAUGGGAAUCUGUAAGAGGUUUGGUUAUCCGGAUCUUUUCAUUACAGUUACAUGUAAUGCAAAUUGGCCGGAAAUACGUGACUUCAUUCGUCCCAAAGGUCUUCAACCAUCUGAUCGACCGGAUAUUGUCUGUAGAGUCUUCAAGAUGAAGUUAGAUCAAAUGAUGUUUGACUUCAAAAAAAAUCAAAUCUUCGGCAAGGUUAUAGGAGGCAUGUAUACUGUUGAAUUUCAAAAAAGAGGGCUUCCACAUUUAAUCUCAGCUGAAAUUCCUCAUCCUAAAUUAUAUCCAAAACUACAUGCUGUUGUUUCUUCAUUUAUGAUGCAUGGUCCAUGUGGUGAUGCCAAUCUCAGUUCUCCUUGCAUGAAUGGUAGUCGUCGAUGCUCAAAAUUCUUUCCUAAGAAAUUUAAAUCAGUAACAAGUAUCGAUGAUGAAGGAUAUCCCAGUUACAGGAGACGUGAUACCGGAGUAUUUGUAGACAAGAAGGGAGUGAAGCUGGACAACGGCUUUGUUGUGCCAUACAAUCCUUUUCUUUUGAUGAGGUAUCAAGCUCAUAUUAAUGUUGAAGCUUGCAAUAAGUCCAAUGCCAUCAAAUACCUUUUUAAAUAUGUUAAUAAAGGUCAUGACCGAUCAAAUAUAAUGAUCUCGAAAGGCAAAAGGGUAGCAAAAGAUGAUGAUAGUCUUGACGAAAUUAAAAGAUUUUAUGAUUGUCGAUAUCUAUCUCCGUCCGAAGCUGUUUGGAGACUAUUUAAAUUUGACAUUCAUCAAAAAUUCCCAGCUGUGAUUAGAUUGUCAAUUCAUUUAGAAAAUCAGCAAUCUAUCAAGUUUAAUGAUAACAGUACACUUCAUAAUGUUGUCAGUUACCGUGAAAUGAUCGACACAAUGUUUCUUGCAUGGUUUAAAGCAAAUAUGGAAUAUGAAGAAGCUCGAAAUCUGACUUAUGCAGAAUUUCCUACAAAGUUUGUUUUUAAUACUCAAGAUCAUCGUUGGCAACCAAGGAAGCAGGGUUUUAGCAUUGGAAGGCUUACAUAUGUGCCCGUAGGAGCUGGUGAGUUAUACUACUUGAGGGUUUUGUUGACAAAGGCAAAGGGGUGCACAAGUUACGAAAGUAUCAAAACAGUGGAUGGAAAACUAUGCAAAACAUUUCAAGAGGCAUGCAGUGAAAUGGGUCUUUUAAAAGAUGAUCAGGAAUUCAAAGAUGCACUUAUUGAAUCUUAUGAAACAGCUACAGGUGGUGAGAUGAGAAGUUUGUUUGUUAGAUUGUUGAACAUGAAUACAAUGAGUAAUCCAUACGAUGUAUGGAUUUCUACUUGGAAAUUACUAGCCGAUGGUAUUCUUUAUAAUAGAAGAAGAGCACUCAAUCUUCCAGAAUUGCAAAUAUCUGACGAUGAUUUGCAAACUCUUUGUCUAAUUGAGAUUCAAAAAUUAUUGAUGGCAAAUGGAAGAUCGUUAAGUGAUUAUAAGACUAUGCCUGUACCUUUUGAUGAAGAUCUCGACAUGUUUGAAAACAAACUCAUAGCCGAUGAACUCAGUUACAAUAGAGAUGAAUUAGCUGUUCUGCAUGCAAGUUUAGUUGAACAACUGAAUGAAGAGCAACGUGAGGUGUAUCAAAAAAUCAUGACAUCAGUUUUAGCUGAAAGCGGUGAGUUUUACUUUUUGUAUGGAUAUGGAGGUACUGGGAAAACUUUCUUAUGGAAAACACUCUCGGCUGCUUUAAGAUCUCAAGGUAAAAUUGUCCUUAAUGUUGCUUCAAGCGGUAUUGCUUCACUAUUGCUUCCUAAUGGAAAAACAGCUCAUUCAACCUUUUGCAUCCCAUUGGAAAUAAAUGAGAAAUCUACUUGCAAUAUUACACAAGAUUCUGUGAGAGCUAAUUUGUUAAGGGCAGCAAGUCUUAUCAUAUGGGAUGAAGCUCCGAUGAUGAAUCGAUAUUGUUUUGAAGCAUUUGAUCGUACAAUGAAGGAUGUGAUGUCAAAGGUAGAUAAAAACAACAAUUCUAAGCCUUUCGGUGGAAAGGUUGUUGUUCUAGGUGGUGACUUCAGACAAAUAUUGCCUGUAGUUAGAAAAGGUUCAAGAGGAGAUAUUGUGAAUAGAACAAUAUGCUCAUCAAAAUUAUGGAUGCAUUGCAAUGUUUUGAACUUGACAAAAAACAUGAGGCUGAAAAGUGAUUCAACGGACAAGGCACAAGCUGAGCUUAAAGAAUUUGCUGAUUGGAUAUUGAAAAUUGGAGAUGGCCUACUAAAUUCAGAUGACAAUGGAGAGGCACAAAUUCAAAUUCCUGAAGAUUUGUGUAUUUCAGAUGUUGAUAAGCCGUUGCUUUCUUUGGUUAAUUUUGUUUAUCCAAAUAUUGUAACCAAUAUUGGGGAACCAAACUUUUUUGAAGAUCAAUCAAUACUUGCUCCAACUUUAGAAGUUGUUGAACAGGUAAAUGAUUUUGUUUUAUCUAUGAUUCCCGGUGAAGAAAAAAGCUAUUUAAGUUGUGAUACACCAUGCAAAUCUGAUGAAGAUUAUGAAGUUCAAAGCGAUUGGUUUACAUCGGAAUUUUUAAAUGAUAUUCAAUGUUCCGGGGUACCCAAUCAUCGCUUAACACUCAAAGUUGGUGUUCCUAUUAUGUUGUUGCGAAAUAUUGAUCAAGCUAGCGGACUUUGCAACGGUACUAGACUACAAGUUAGGGACUUGGGAAAGAACAUCAUUAAAGCUUCAAUUAUCACCGGAAAACAUGCUGGUGAUAUGGUCUUUCUUCCAAGGAUGGACUUGGUUCCUAAUGAUUCUGGCCUUCCUUUCAAGUUUUCUCGCCGUCAAUUUCCUAUAUGCUUAUGUUUUGCAAUGACAAUCAAUAAAAGCCAAGGACAGUCUAUGUCCAAGGUUGGACUUUAUUUACCUCGACCAGUUUUUACUCAUGGUCAGCUCUAUGUAGCCAUUUCUAGAGUGACAACCAAGAGAGGAUUGAAGAUGGUUAUAUUAGACGAAGAUGGAAAGCCAUGCACCACCACUCUAAAUGUGGUAUAUCCUGAGAUUUUUGAAUCUUUGUAGCGCAAUUGGAGAUACGGCAUUAAUCUAAGGUUUAGAGUAGAAUCAAUGAAUCAUAUUUUGAACAACUCAUGAUCAAAUUCCUAUUUCUUAUGAUCAAUGCAAUGUCAUGUAUCUAAUUUCUUUAUUACAGUAUAUGUGACACAUAGAAAAACUUUUGUUCUUAAGAUGUGUUACAUUGAAAGUCUCUGUUUGUAAGGAUUCAGAUUUUGUAAGGUUGAUGCAUGUAUUUUGAUGCAAACAAUGCAAGCUUUUUGGUAUUUUAUGACUAUAAUGAUUAUUAUAAGAA
Messenger RNA from Trifolium pratense (red clover), 5221 nucleotides. RefSeq lists its product as uncharacterized. Bases 28 to 4935 code for a protein of 1635 amino acids. Lineage: Eukaryota; Viridiplantae; Streptophyta; Magnoliopsida; Fabales; Fabaceae. The record is from RefSeq and is a predicted model, not a curated record. The transcript is spliced from 12 exons. Gene Ontology annotation, molecular function: DNA helicase activity. Gene Ontology annotation, biological process: telomere maintenance; DNA repair.